Messenger RNA from Drosophila hydei, 2761 nucleotides. RefSeq lists its product as uncharacterized. The transcript is spliced from 7 exons. The coding region runs from base 185 to 2746 and encodes 853 amino acids. Lineage: Eukaryota; Metazoa; Arthropoda; Insecta; Diptera; Drosophilidae. The record is from RefSeq and is a predicted model, not a curated record.
UGAUGAUGAUAAUGGCGAUAAUGAUGACGAUGACGAUGACGAUGACGAUGAUGAUGAUAAUAACCGGUCCAAGCAUGGCAAAAGAGAACGCCAACGAGCGGACAGAUCAUCGAUUGAGCACAGAGCCGAUGACGAUGAUGACGAGGAUGCACCGUCGCUACUCAGUCGCAUCUGGGACAGCUUCAUGAGCGACAAGCAGGAGAAGCCGAAGGAGAAAGCGGAGUCACAGUAUCCGAACAUACUCAACUGGCUGCACUGGCUGAUCGAGCCAAGCCCAGAAGCGGAGCAGCUCGGCAAGAAGGAGAAACAGAAAGCAGCGAAGAGUGAGAUCGAUUGGUUCACCUAUCUGAAGCGUUGGCCCUUCAACAGCAUCUUCCCAGAGCCGCCGCGCAGUGAGACGCGUCAGCGGCAACGCAGCCGCAGCAGCCAGGAUGCCAGAGGCGAACAGAUGCGCCAGCAGCCAUCCAAGAGCAAGGAGGAGUACGUAGAGCUGCUCAUCCACUCACUGCCCGCCUUCAUUGGCAACGUGUCGCAGGCACGAACUGGCGAGUGCCACCAGCAGCUGGAGCUACUGCAUCGCCAGCUGCGCGCCCACAAGCUAUGGACACUGCAGAUGCUUGAUGCCACGGGCAAAAUUGGCGCCGGCCUGCUGAGGGGCAACAUCAACCAGUUCGGCGACUUUGAUCAGUGCCACAAGGUGUCGACGGCCGUGAAGAGCAGCUCGAAGCAGCCGAUACGAGUGCAUGGCAAAUAUUGCCUGGCCCAGAUCGAGAUGCGUUCGACGGCGAGCAGCCUAAAGGAGGCGCUGCAUCGGCUGCAUGGACGCGGCCUGUGGCAUGGACACCUGAAGAAUCCGAAGCAUUUUGCGCCGCGCUACAACAUCGCCAAUUGGGGCAUUUGCCUGCCGCACGCCUGCUCCGCCCACGUGGUGCACAGCAUCAUCGAGACGAGCCUGCGUCCCUAUAACGACACGGGCAUCGAGUUCCACAUCGAUGUCAGGGACGAGCAUUGCAGCACAAGGCAGCGCAAGAGCUUCGCUAAGCUCAUGGCCAAAGAUAGUUACCUGGCAACGGGCAUAUUAGGCAUUGCCGCGCUUGGCUGCACCUGCCUGCUGGCCCUCGUCUGGGAGCAUUGGGAUUGGAUUAGCGCCAAGCUGUUGCGACUACACAGCGCCACUGGAUCAGCAGCGGACGCAGCUAGCGACGAGGAGGGCAGCAGCGUCGAGGAGCUGGAGCCAGAGGAGGCUGAGGAGACGCAGGCUGAGCAGACGGAGGACUCACAGAAGCAGGAGCAAAUGACGCCAGCGCUCCAUUUGAGACUCUUGGGUGCCUUCUCGCCGCGGCUCACGUUCGAGCAGCUCGCAACCUUAAACGAUCCGGACGUGGAGUUCCCAUUGAUACAUCUGCUCAAGCUGCUGGCCACGCUGCUCAUCUAUGUGAAUCUGAAGUUCAUGAUGGCCGGCCAUUUGCCAAUAACGAAUCGGGAUGCCUUCGUGGACGCUGUCAAUGGCUACUGGAGUCUGGCCUAUCGGAUUCCCCUGCUCCACAGCGAUUUGCUGCUACUGCUCAGUGGCUUUCUGGUUGCCUACCAGCUCUCCCACGAGAUGGAGCAAACGUGCCGGCUCAGCUUUCUGCGCAACGUCAGCGCGAAGGCGUGUCGCUAUGUGCCCAGCUUGCUGGCCGUUCUCGGCUUCCAGGCCUGGAUACUGCCGCAUCUGGGCAGCGGCCCGCUCUGGAGUCUGCUCGUCGGCGAGAAUGCGCGCCUCUGCGAGGAGAACAUGUGGCGCAACGCGCUCAAUCUGCAAAACACUGGCGAUCUAGAGGAAAUGUGCUCGCCCACCACCGUCCAGUUGUCCUUGGAGGUGCAGCUGUACUUCCUGGGCGCACUUGUCGUUUGGCUGUACUUUACGGAUCCGGAGGCUGGCUUCUUUCUGUGCGGUGCUUUUCAUGCCAUCUCCGUGGCCGCGCGCUAUGCCCGCACGCAGCGAGACUAUCUGGCGCCGUCGCUGUUCCAUGGCAUUGGCAUCAGCAAGUUCUAUCGCACCGCCAACCUCAUAUACAGCUCGCCAGUUGCCCGUGCAACCACCUAUCUGCUGGGCAUCGGUGCCGGGCUGCUGUUCCGCAGCGAAUCCGGCUCGUUUGGCAUUGGGACGCGCUACAGGCGCGUCGGCUGGACCCUUGCAAUGCUGGGCAUUGGCUGGUGCUUCUGGGCCGCCGCGGCGGGCAUGCGCAGCAAAUACGUUUACAGAUCAACGGAGGCGGCUGCCUAUUUGGCUUGGAGUCCGCUAAUCCUGGGCCUGGGCAUAUGCUGGGCACUGCUGAUGGCGCCACUGGACCGGAGCAUGCUGGAACGCUAUCCAAACGUGGCGCGUUCCGUGCUAAUCCUCUCCAGAAUCCAAACUCCACUGCAGCUGGCGACCUACGUGGUGGUGCUGUGGAACACGGCCAGUGUAAAGGAGCCACAACAAUUUCAGGUCUCCGAUUUGCUGAGCCUACAGGAGCUGCUCUGCAUUGUGUGCUUCGCUCUGGUCGUCGCCUUUUUAAUUGACUUUCCUGCCCAGCAAAUAGGCUAUUUGCUAUUGGACAUUAUCUUUAGCGAUGUGCUGCUAGCUAGCAGUAAAGAUAGUUCUGCGGCAGUGGACGCAGCCGAGGCGGCCGAAGCGGACAAGCCAGACUCGCCUGAGCCUAUCGAAUCGAUAUGGUCCUCGGAAUCAGAGCCGGAGGAAGAAAAGUCAAGCGACAAAUAAUGCUUCAAUUAAGCU